AUGGCGAGGGACUUCAGACCAAAGGGCGCCAGGUCGGCGGCCGACAGACCAUCUCAAGGUGGUGGUGCACCCACUGCUGCCGCCUCCUCUCCAGCCGCCAGGACCACAUCAACAAAACAACUCGCCGACCUACCAGCUCCUUCCAAGUCGACACCAAAGAAGGCUGCGACACCUAGCAAGGCCAGCAAGAAGAAAGACGCAUACAAUUCUGAUGACAGCGCCGAUGAGGAAACAUUGCUGCGCGAGAUUGAGAGCUUCGGUGGAUCCAGAGAAGAUCUUGAGCUCAUCUCAAACCUCAACGCCAAGAAGAAGUCGGAUGUUCAGAUUGAUGAGGUUGCCUUUUCCGGACAAGUAGCUGCCUUCUUGAAGCAGCUCCAGACAAACCCUAACUCCUCUCAGCCGCUCGCUUCUCCCUCUUCCACAAAGGCUACACCCGUUAAGAAACAGAGCAAGGAUGCCAAGCCCCUUGCUGAGCAGAGCAAAAAUGCAGAGACCAAGAAGCAGAACACUCAAGAAACCGCCAAGCACAAGUCGAAAGCCAAUGGCAAGUUCAAGGAGACCGGCAAGCAGAGCAAGCAGGCCGAGACAAAGUCGCAGAAGCCACCCAAACAAAACGCACAGAACACAGUCACAGAGAGCACAACUCUACAACGCAUCGCCAAGCGUAAGAAGAUGCUCUUUGACGACAAAGGUGUCGGUAAGGAGUCCAAGAUGAACCCCUCUCUUACCGUCAAGGGGCCAUUACGACUCGGAGCCGUACCAUCGUGGAUGUCGCAAUCUCUUCCCAAGCUUCCUCCCACCAAUGCCACCAACGACUCCCUCUCGCAUGACCGCAUCACUCAGCUCCUCGACAUGGGUGCUGAUCUUCUGCGACAAGAGAGCCGUGCCUACGAUGACAUCACUAGCAGUGAGUCCUCGCUCAACAAGGCUGGUGGUAGCAUCGGCACUCUCACUGCUUCCGAUGCACAAUUCGUUCGUUCGCUUCUCUCCUCAGAAGGCGGUGGCACCCUCUCGGACAGAAUCUCUGCCCUCACUCUCUUGGUCCAGAGCAGCCCCGUCCACAACGUCAAGCAUAUGCACAAUUUGCUCAACAUGGCCCGCAAGAAAAGUCGUCAAGAGGCCAGUCGUGCUACCCGUGCUCUUGCCGAUUGGCUCGCCAGUCAAGGUGGUCUAGGUUCAAGAAAGCUGCGAUACUUUCGUGACCAGCCUGAGCUAGCUGCCGCUUCUGCUGCACUCUCCUCGGGAGAUCUUGUCGCUGCUGAAGCUGCCAAGUCGCAUAUCCUGUUGUGGGCAUUCGAAGACCACCUGAAGAAGUUCUACUUUCAGUUCCUUCAAAUCCUCCAAGUUCAAUCACACGACACUAUCCCAUUCACUCGCAAGCAAGCCACAACUCAGAUCUACAUUCUUCUCCGUGACAAACCAGAGCAGGAACAGAACUUGCUUCGCUUGCUCGUCAACAAGCUCGGUGAUCCAGAACGUAGCGUUGCCUCCAAGACAAGCAAUCACAUCCUCGAGCUCUUGACCGCUCACCCUGCGAUCAAGUUGAUCGUCGUUGGCGAGAUUGCCAAUCUGAUCAUGCGACCCACACCCGUCGCUAGUGUAGAGAAGGAUGCAGAGGCACCGGCGCAGAGCAACCACAGCACACACGCCCGAUACUACGGUCUUCUCACACUCAACCAAACUCUCUUGACGAUCAAAGAUGAGACUACCGCCAACCGGCUGAUCUUGCUCUACUUGGAACUUUUCCAAGAUAUCCUCAAGCAGAACGAGAUCAAACAAGUCAACGGCACUGCAGAAGGCGAAGAGGGCGAGGAAACACGCAGAAAGAAGGACAAGAAGCGAUGGAAGCAUCAACCGCGCAGAGGCAAGGGCAAGAAAGCUAAAGCCAAAGGCAAGCGAGCUCUAAGCACCAUGGUCGAAGAGGCGAAGCUUGUCAAAGAGGCCGAGUCGAAGAUGGUUGUUGCUAUCCUCACUGGUGUUCGUCGAGCUUUUCCCUUUGCCAAGAUGCAAGCUUCUGUGUUUGAGAAGCAUGUUAAUACGAUCUUCAGCAUUUUACACUCGGGAUCGUUCAACAUUUGCAUUCAGGCUUUGCAGCUCAUUUUCCAGCUGACCAUUUGCAACGCUCAGCAGGAAUCUGAGGGUGUGUUUAUAUCCGAGGCUAUUACGGAUCGAUUCUAUCGUGUGCUUUACGAUUCCCUUCUGGAUCCAAGGUUGCAGGAUUCAAGUAAGCAGGCGAUGUAUCUUAAUCUCAUCUUUCAGGCUCUCAAGGCAGAUCAGGAUGCAGAGCGUGUCAAGGCAUUUGUCAAGCGUAUUUGUCAGAUCCUUUCGUUGCAUCAGCCAUCGUUUAUAUGUGGAUGCUUGCAUUUGCUUGGAGAGCUCUUCAAGCGUACGCCUGGGUUAAGAGCGAUGCUUACCGAGCCUGAGGAAGAUGAUCAGGAACACUUCCAAGACGUUGCUUCCAGCGACGAUGAGGACGAGGCUGUUGCGGAAAAGAAGCAGUCUUCCACCCUGACCAAGAAGGAGAUUACAAAGUACGACGGCAGGAAACGGGAAGCUCGAUUCGCAAACGCCGGCACUACGUGCCUUUGGGAGGUGCUUCCACUACUCUCACAUUACCAUCCCUCGGUCUCUGUCCACGCACUCCAACUCGUCGAAGGAGGCAAAAUCACCACCAAUGCCGAUCUCAGCCUCAACACGCUUUCCCAUUUCCUCGAUCGAUUCGUCUACCGCAACCCCAAGCAAAAGUGCUCCCUGCGAGGAGCAAGUGCCAUGCAACCCAUGACACAAGUCGCUUCCGGUGUCACUCGAUCCCGAACUCAUGCUUUGAAGUCGGACGAAUUCUUCAACACGGAAACCUUCUGGAAGAAGCGCGCCGAUUCUAUCCCCGCCGACCAGCUGUUCUUCCACAAGUUCUUCAAUCUCAAAUCUAAGCAGCCAACUGCUGCUAGCAUCCAGACUGGUGCUGACGAUGACUCUAAUGCACUUGCUGGAUCGGAUGAUGAGCAGCUGUCGGCCGGUGCCAAGCAGAUCGAGUUGGAGACAGAUGAGAGCGAUUCCAGUCUGGACAGUGACGAUGAUUCGGAUGAGAAGGAGAUUUGGAAGGUGAUCAAGGCUACUAUGCCUGGUAAGGAGGAAUUAGAGGCCUUUGAUGAUAGUGAUCGAGAGGAUGAUGACGAGUUUGAUUAUGUUGAUAGCGAUCAGGAGGAUGUACCUGCCGCUGAGGGCGAAGAGGAUGAUGAGCAGCAAGAGAGCCAUGCAGAAGGACCGAAUGUCAUGCCCGGCAAGACUUUCUCCGACUCUGAGAAUGAGGACGAGGCUGAUUCUGCUCCUGCCAAAUCUUCCAAAUCCACAAAGGCCGGCAAAGCUGCUGCUGCCACUGCUGACGCUAACGACUGGCAAGACGACGAAUCCGACUCCGGCAACGUCUUUGAAGAGGACGAGGAUGAUCUCCUUCCCUUCGCCGACUUGAACGGCAAGAAGCGCGGUGCUGCUGUAUUCGAUGACCAAGAGCAAGACGAGCUGACAGGUGUAGAUGCCAAGAGACGCAAGAAGCAAGGGGAUAAGAAGAAGAGGAACAAGUCGAUGCAGAACUUGCCCACUUUUGCCAGUGCUGAUGACUAUGCUCAUUUGCUUGGUGCAAGUGAUGACGAGCAUAUGUGA
This is a messenger RNA of Ustilago hordei, 3660 nucleotides long. RefSeq lists its product as uncharacterized. Bases 1 to 3660 code for a protein of 1219 amino acids. The record is from RefSeq and is a predicted model, not a curated record. Gene Ontology annotation, cellular component: nucleus. The transcript has a single exon. Lineage: Eukaryota; Fungi; Basidiomycota; Ustilaginomycetes; Ustilaginales; Ustilaginaceae.